Molecule: messenger RNA, 2458 nt
Organism: Alosa alosa (allis shad)
Lineage: Eukaryota; Metazoa; Chordata; Actinopteri; Clupeiformes; Clupeidae
Gene: plk1
Product: polo-like kinase 1 (Drosophila)
Exons: 11
Coding region: 400-2163 (587 amino acids)
Biological process (GO): protein phosphorylation; regulation of cytokinesis; mitotic cell cycle
Cellular component (GO): nucleus; cytoplasm; centrosome
Molecular function (GO): ATP binding; protein binding; protein serine/threonine kinase activity
Source: RefSeq, a predicted model, not a curated record
GGCAUUGAAGAGGACGCGUUUUAACAUAGGCAGGCGGUUUGCCCGGAGAGGCUUGUUUAUUUGCAGUUUUAUCUUAAGUUAUUAGAUGAAACAUUAGCAGGCGUUGAUUGCACGCUGUCUUUGAAGUACGUUUAGUUUUUAAUCGACAAUUACCGAGUUGCAACACAGGACGUUUUCAUUUAAAUUCGCACUUUACUUAGCCUGACUGAAGAAGCUAAACUAUCUGUCGAUAACGUUAGCACGGACAAGGAUGAUCAGUUGACGUGUGCUUCAGCAAGCUAGAAUUCGGUGUAAUUGUAAUAUUUUGUAGUAGAAUCGUAUUGCAUUUUAAAGUUGAAUUAUAUUGCUCUUUGUUGAUUACUUGAUUGACACUAGACUGAAUAAGACUUUUCCGAAAAGAUGAGUGCUGGAAUAGCGAAGACGGCUAAGCCGUCCUCUCACGUAGACCCAAAAUCUGCACCACUUAAAGAGAUUCCUGAUAUAUUGGUGGACCCGCGGACUAUGAAGAGGUAUAUGAGGGGCCGAUUCCUCGGAAAAGGAGGUUUUGCGAAAUGCUAUGAAAUCACAGACAUGGAGACUAAGGAGGUGUUCGCCGGGAAAGUGGUUCCCAAGGCUCUGCUCCUGAAGCCUCAUCAGAAGGAGAAGAUGAGCACUGAAAUUGCCAUCCAUAAAAGCCUGGACAAUCCGCACGUCGUGGGCUUUCAUGGUUUCUUUGAGGACGACGAUUUCGUGUUCGUGGUUCUGGAAAUUUGCCGCAGACGGUCUCUGCUGGAGCUGCACAAGCGCCGAAAGGCUGUGACUGAGCCCGAGGCGCGCUACUUCAUGCGCCAGACCAUCCAAGGCUGCCAGUACCUGCACAACAACCGUGUCAUUCACCGCGACCUCAAGCUGGGCAACCUCUUCCUCAAUGAGGAAAUGGAGGUUAAGAUAGGGGACUUUGGUUUGGCCACACGGAUUGAGUUUGACGGUGAGAGGAAGAAGACUCUGUGUGGGACGCCCAAUUAUAUCGCCCCCGAGGUCCUCUGCAAGAAAGGACACAGCUUCGAGGUGGACAUCUGGUCCCUCGGAUGCAUCCUGUACACACUGCUGGUAGGAAAGCCACCAUUUGAGACGUCGUGUCUGAAGGAGACGUACGUCCGCAUCAAGAAGAACGAGUACAGCGUCCCACGACACAUCAGCCCUGUGGCGGCGGCGUUGAUCAAGCGCAUGCUGCACGCUGAGCCGUCUCUGCGCCCCACCAUCGCUGACCUGCUGACUGACGAGUUCUUCACCAGCGGCUAUGUGCCCAUGCGCCUGCCCACCUCCUGCCUGACCGUUGCCCCACGCUUCUCCAUCGCCCCCGGCACCCUGGAGCCGCCCCGACGACCGCUCACCGCCAUCAACAAGGGUACAGACAGUCCCUUGGAGAAACUGGGGAAGGGGGACCAAAAGGACGAGCCGCAGCAAGGUGAAAGUCCAGAGUCUGCAGACACACACCUCUCCGACCUGCUGCAACAGCUCACCAGCCUCAACAACGCCAAACCCUCAGAGAAAGCGGUCAUCCGCCAGGAGGAAGCUGAGGACCCUGCCUGUAUUCCCAUCUUCUGGAUCAGCAAAUGGGUGGACUACUCCGACAAAUAUGGCCUAGGUUACCAGUUGUGUGAUAACAGCGUGGGUGUGCUAUUUAACGACUCAACACGUCUCGUCCUCUACGACGACGGUGACACGCUCCAGUACAUCGACCGCAACUCGGCAGAGUCCUACCUCAGCGUCCGCUCCUACCCCUCGCCUCUCGCCAAGAAGAUUACGCUGCUGAAGUACUUCCGUAACUACAUGAGCGAGCACCUGCUGAAGGCGGGCGCCAACAUCACGCCGCGUGACGGGGACCAGCUGACGCGCCUGCCCUUCCUGCGCCACUGGUUCCGCACCAAGAGCGCCAUCGUGCUGCACCUCAGCAACGGCACUGUGCAGAUCAACUUCUUCCAGGACCACACGAAGGUGAUCCUGUGCCCUCUGAUGGGGGCGGUGACGUACAUCGACGAGCGGCGUGAGUUCCGGACGUACCGCAUGAGCGUGAUGGAGGAGUUUGGCUGCAGCCGCGAGCUGGCCAGCCGGCUACGCUACGCCCGCAACAUGGUGGAGAAGCUGCAGGCCUGCAAGAGCGCCCCUUCCGCACAGCGCUGACCACACGCACUCACUCACUCACUCAGACCGCCCCUCACAGGAAGUUGUGUGUCUGUACAGUGAGCCCUGUCAGUCUCCUGAUGAAUUGUGGGAUGUUGGUGGUUUGACUUGUCUUGUCAGUUGAUCAUGUCCUGUUCUGUCUGUCCGUAUGUCUGUCUGUUGGUCUAUUUCGGUGUGGUUUUACUUGUUUGUAUUCUCUCCAUCUGUAAAGUAUUUGAGCAAGUUCAAUGUUUACCAGGUGUGUUUUUACUAUCUUUAAUAUUCCAAAUUUAAUAAAGAGCUUUGUCUUAUUUCA